AUGAAAUUUCAACACGAAUGGAGAAUUCAAGUGCCGUGGGGGCAGCUGGCUUUGAUCAGCCGAGGGCAUCCAGAUGGAGAGCCAGUGUUCCUGGUCCACGGGAGACAGGACAGCUCCUCGAUCUUCACACCCCUCAUCAACAUGAUGACCGAUCAGUAUUACUACGUGGCACUGGAUAUGCCUGGUAAUGGACUCUCUGAUGCCUUUCCGAAGGCGGCCUCAGAGAAGGAGGACCCAGAUCAUCUCCGUUACGCGGUGUAUUUCGACACACCACCUAAACCGAGCGAGCCGUUUGUAGACUUCUGUAGAAAUCGUAUGUUGACGUAUAAAAACAAAAAUCCAAGAUCCGGUCCGAAGCUGAUGAGGUUUCACUUCCUGUACGCUAUGGAGCUGGCCAUCGCACACCUUGGAUGGGAGAAGUUUAUCUUUAUGGGACAUUCCAUGGGAUGUGAACAAGGUCUAUUCUAUAACGCGAUAUACCCGGACCGUAUAACGAAGAUGAUCCUCCUGGACGCCGGGCCGACGCUGAUGAGGAUGCAGAUCGAGGAUCCAGCGGAGUUCCAGAGGAUAUACUACGAUACUUACUACGAUAACUACCAUCAUGAGAAUUUUGAGACAAAGCUAUACACAAGGAACACAGCCACUGAAGCGCUGAAGCGGCUCCGAGAUCUGAACGACCCGCAGUGUGCAUUCCUGCUCCAAAGGAAUUUCCAUGAAAUCGAUGAUCGGAGUUGGCACCAACUCGAAGAAUGGCAUUCAGGAGAAAUGGUAAGACGGAGACAAGAACAGGCUCGUCUCCAAGAUGGAGCCAGCUCCUCAAAUGAUGCACGGAAUCCACUUGAAGGGAGAUCUGAAAGCCAAUCUCCAGUGUUGGAGUUCGAGUCGGAUUCUGAUGAUGGAUCAGCGGUACAGAAGAUGAGGAACCCUGGUCCUCCACUGACUACUUCGCAGCUGGUUGAGCAGUAUAUGAGGCAGUACAAGCUUCGGUUCUCCGGUGAACUAGGUACCCUGAACGGUGAUAAUCCAGAGCGUCUAAGAGUGACGCGCGAUGUACCGAAGUCAACGACCUGCCCGGACGGGACGCCGGCGCUGGACCUCAGUCAAAUCAUUAAACAUAUGCGGGAACACGAUCCUGUUGGGUACUUAUCAUGGGACAAUCGACUAAAAAACCUCGCGCCCCAAAAUUACGGGAACGAUUACUAUUUCGAAUUAUUUAAAACUAUACCGCCAUCUUUGUUUGUGGUCGCUAGCGAUGGCAUGAAAAGCGCGCCAAAGAAUCCAAUAUGGCGGGAGCGCGCCAUGGAGCUAAUAGAUAGAUUAUCAAAAUUAAAUAAUUUCAAUCGCGUCGAUGUCGAAGGGAGCCACGAUGUUCAUUUUACUCACCCUGAAAGAGUGGCUCCUCAUGUAAUUAAGUUUUUAAAAGAUAAAGUUAAUUCAAAGUUAUAA
This is a messenger RNA of Spodoptera littoralis (African cotton leafworm), 1446 nucleotides long. The record is from the annotation of a GenBank genome assembly. Lineage: Eukaryota; Metazoa; Arthropoda; Insecta; Lepidoptera; Noctuidae.